AUGUGUCCUUUCCUCCGUUCUAAAGCGGAUGAGGAAGAAAUAGAAGGUGAUGGGUCAAUGGACCUUACGGGCGCUGAGCUGCAAGCUGAUGAACAAGAUUUUGACAUGGACGACGAGGAAGAAGAAAUUGAGGUCUGGACUGAUUCUAAACAAAAGAAAAUAGAUGCUGCACUUCUUACGUUUAUAAUCAGUUCGUUACAAAAUGUUUCAGUAGUAGUAAGCUUACGUGGAUUAUUGGCAACUCACGAAAAUUACGUUAUACCAGAAUGUGAAGAUAUAGUCGAAAGAAUCCUACCCCAUAUGCACAAUGCUUGUUUUAACGAGCUGAAAGCAAGUAUACAAGAAGCAAGUUCAGUUUGUCUUUCUAUUGAACAAUGGAAAAAUAUCGAAAGGGAAAAUAUUAUAUCCAUCACUGCCCACUACGUAAACUCUGAAUUUGAACUAAAAUCUAUUUUACUCAAAUGCUGUGAAUUUUAUUUUUAUGAUGCUGAAGAAAGCAUAACAUUUUUCAAGGAAACGUGUAACGAAUGGGACAUUUUGGGAAAAAUAAAUGGUUGUCUCUAUAACAGAAAUUCAAAAUACUCUGCUAAUAUCAAGGAAGCUUUAAAUUUGUUAGGCUGGGAUGACUAUGUCUGUGCCGCUCACAAAAUAAACGUAAUCCUGAAGAAGUCACUUGAAUUAUUCAAACCAAUUUUGGUAAAAGUCAAGAAAGUAGCCGUACACUUCCUAAAUGACUCCACAAGCAUGUCGAAGCUGAAUUUUUAUCAUCAAACAGACGAGGAUGAACCACAAGAAAUAAUGGAUGCUCUCACCCGUGAGGAUAUAACCUACGAAAUGAUUGAAACAUUUCUAGAACUAGAAGAUACCAUCGCUGCAGUAUUACAUGAAAACGAGUCACUUCUGUUUACUGACGAAGAUUGGAGUAUACUUAAUCAAUUAUUCAGGUUAUAUGAACCUUUAUCAGAAGCAAUUAAACAAUUAGGUGCAGGAAACAAAUAUGUGUGCAGUUCAAUUAUUAUACCUACUAUCAACGUUUUAAGAAAUUCAUUGCAAGCGAUGGAUGACAGCCUAAACUUUGAAGAUGUACAUGAGGAAAUAAAAUGUUUAAUGGAUAUAUUAAAUAAGCAAUUUGAGGAUAUUGAGUCUGACCCCAACUUGGCUAUGUGUACUUUAUUGGACCCUAGGUACAAAAUGUCUAAGUUUAAAGACAGGAAUGCUGCUGACGCGGCCAAAGCAAAUUUGGUGGCUGAGGUAAAAAAUCUUGUGAACCUCAACAGUAUUUCUGAUUCGGGGAAGACAGAAUCUGGCGAAGAUAAUGAAGGAAAUGUAAUUCCAGAAAAAGGUUUAAUCAAUGAUUCAGAAGACAUUUUAGUGGUCGCUCAAACAGAAACAGACCAGUACAUCCAAGCUGAUUUAACCGAUUUAGAGCCAAGCGUAUGGUGGCAAAAUAAUCAGGAAAAAUAUCCCCACAUUGCACAGCUAUUUAAGACUAAAUGCAGUAUUGUGGCUACCUCACUUCUUAGUGAAUAUUUGUUUUCAGAGAAAAAUGGUUUUUUAGUCCAUAAUAGGAAGUUAUUAUCACCGGACAUAGCUAAGUAUCUGGUAUUUUUAAAAGAAAAUGUAAAGGAUGACAGUGAUUAUUUUAAAUUUAUGCCUUAA
Helicoverpa armigera (cotton bollworm) is the source of this 1659-nucleotide messenger RNA. RefSeq lists its product as uncharacterized. Bases 1 to 1659 code for a protein of 552 amino acids. The record is from RefSeq and is a predicted model, not a curated record. Gene Ontology annotation, molecular function: protein dimerization activity. Gene Ontology annotation, biological process: regulation of transcription by RNA polymerase II. The transcript has a single exon. Lineage: Eukaryota; Metazoa; Arthropoda; Insecta; Lepidoptera; Noctuidae. Gene Ontology annotation, cellular component: nucleus.